Messenger RNA from Sorex fumeus (smoky shrew), 3384 nucleotides. RefSeq names its product KRIT1 ankyrin repeat containing (gene KRIT1). NCBI's taxonomy places the organism in Eukaryota, Metazoa, Chordata, Mammalia, Eulipotyphla, Soricidae. Gene Ontology annotation, molecular function: protein binding. Gene Ontology annotation, biological process: cell redox homeostasis; negative regulation of angiogenesis; regulation of establishment of cell polarity. The record is from RefSeq and is a predicted model, not a curated record. Gene Ontology annotation, cellular component: plasma membrane; cytoskeleton. The coding region runs from base 139 to 2349 and encodes 736 amino acids. The transcript is spliced from 17 exons.
GACCUCGACACCGACCGGGAAGGCGACGCUGAGACUUACGGUUCCUUCUCCGGCCGAGGCUCAGGGUCGGGGGGACCCCGCAGUCUUGCCACCGCCGCGGCCGCCUCGGCUUCUCGCGCCGGGUCGGCGACCUCAGCAAUGGGAAAUCCAGAAAACAUAGAAGAUGCUUAUGUUGCUGUUAUUCGUCCAAAGAAUAUCGCAAGCCUCAAUUCUCGGGAAUACAGAGCCAAGUCAUAUGAAAUUUUGUUGCAUGAAGUUCCCAUUGAAGGACAAAAAAAGAAGAGAAAGAAAGUUUUGUUGGAAGCUAAACUUCAAAGCAAUGGUGAAAUAACACAAGGCAUAUUGGAUUAUGUAAUAGAAACCACAAAACCAAUUUCUCCCGCAAACCAGGGUAUCAAAGGAAAACGGGUGAUAUUAAUGAAGAAAUUUCCGCUGGAUGGGGAGAAGAUGGGCAGAGAAGCAGCAUUAUUUAUUGUUCCAUCAGUUGUCAAAGAUAAUACCAAAUAUACAUAUACUCCUGGAUGCCCAAUUUUUUAUUGCUUACAAGACAUUAUGCGAGUCUGUAGUGAAUCCAGCACACACUUUGCUACACUUACAGCGAGGAUGUUAAUAGCCUUGGAUAAGUGGUUAGAUGAACGUCAUACACAAUCUCACUUUAUUCCAGCUUUAUUCCGACCUUCUCCUCUGGAGAGGAUAAAAACUAAUGUCAUAAACCCUGCAUAUGCUACUGAAUCAGGUCAGACAGAAAAUUCACUGCAUAUGGGCUAUAGUGCAGUAGAAAUAAAGAGUAAAAUGCUAGCCCUAGAGAAAGCAGAUACCUGUAUUUAUAAUCCUUUGUUUGGAUCAGAUCUUCAGUAUACAAAUCGGGUAGAUAAAGUGGUAAUAAAUCCAUACUUUGGCCUAGGAGCUCCAGACUACUCAAAAAUCCAAAUUCCCAAACAGGAAAAAUGGCAGAGAAGCAUGAGCAGUGUCACAGAAGACAAGGAACGACAAUGGGUAGAUGAUUUCCCUCUCCAUCGAAGUGCCUGUGAAGGAGAUUCAGAAUUACUAAGCCGUCUUCUCAAUGAAAGAUUUUCUGUCAACCAGUUAGAUAGUGACCACUGGGCUCCCAUUCAUUAUGCAUGCUGGUAUGGGAAAGUUGAAGCCACUCGCAUAUUGCUGGAGAAAGGAAAGUGCAAUCCAAACCUUUUAAAUGGACAGCUUAGUUCUCCUCUUCAUUUUGCUGCUGGAGGAGGACAUGCUGAAAUAGUACAAAUUCUCCUAAACCAUCCAGAAAUUGACAGACAUAUAACAGACCAACAAGGAAGAUCCCCUUUAAAUAUUUGUGAAGAAAAUAAACAAAAUAAUUGGGAAGAAGCUGCAAAAUUAUUGAAAGAAGCCAUCAAUAAACCAUAUGAAAAAGUUCGAAUAUACAGAAUGGAUGGAUCAUACCGUUCUGUUGAACUGAAGCAUGGAAAUAAUACCACAGUGCAGCAGAUAAUGGAAGGAAUGCGAUUAUCCCAAGAAACACAGCAGUAUUUCACUAUUUGGAUCUGUUCGGAAAACCUUAGCCUUCAGCUGAAGCCUUAUCAUAAGCCCUUGCAGCAUGUUCGUGAUUGGCCAGAGAUACUUUCUGAAUUGACUAAUUUGGAUCCUCAAAGGGAAACACCACAGCUUUUUCUAAGAAGAGAUGUGAGACUUCCUUUGGAAGUUGAAAAAAAGAUUGAAGACCCACUAGCAAUUCUUAUUCUUUUUGAUGAAGCCAGAUAUAAUUUACUGAAGGGCUUUUAUACAGCUCCUGAUGCUAAACUGAUAACAUUGGCAAGUCUAUUACUGCAAAUAGUUUAUGGAAAUUAUGAAAGCAAAAAACACAAGCAAGGUUUUCUAAAUGAAGAAAAUUUAAAAUCCAUUGUUCCUAUUACCAAGUUGAAAAGUAAGGCACCUCACUGGACAAAUAGAAUACUACAUGAAUACAAGAAUCUUAGUACAAGUGAGGGUGUCAGUAAAGAAAUGCAUCACCUUCAGCGCAUGUUCUUACAGAAUUGUUGGGAAAUUCCUACAUAUGGAGCAGCUUUUUUCACAGGACAGAUAUUUACAAAGGCAAGCCCCAGCAAUCAUAAAGUAAUCCCAGUAUAUGUAGGGGUGAAUAUAAAAGGACUUCAUCUCCUCAACAUGGAAACAAAGGCUUUACUCAUCAGUCUUAAGUAUGGUUGUUUCAUGUGGCAGUUAGGAGAUGCCGAUACUUGUUUUCAGAUUCAUAGUAUGGAAAAUAAAAUGAGCUUUAUAGUACACACAAAACAGGCUGGCCUUGUGGUUAAACUGUUAAUGAAGUUAAAUGGACAGUUAAUGCCCACUGAAAGAAAUUCAUGAGUGGAAAGCAGUGGAUACUCAAACUACCAUACAUUGAUGCGUUUUUUUCCAUGAAAGAUACCUUAAACUGUUACUUCUAAUAAGGACUUAAGUUUCUUAUAAUAUACAUGUAUACUGUUGUAUUGUACAGAAUCUGUACUUAUGUUUGGUGUGUAAUAUACCAAUUAAUUUUAUAUAAUAUUCUCAUAAACUAUUCUAAUUUUUGAAGAAACACAAAAAGAUAUAGAUCAGUAGCCUUUAUUAGUAGACAAAAUAGUAAGCUUUAUUUAAAAAAAACCAAUAUUUUGGUAAAUUUCAAAGAAUUUGAAGUGGAAUGUAAUGAAAUUGAUAAUUGGUUUUGCUAUAAUUUUGUGUCAUUUAAAAAUAUACAAAAAGUGAACUUGAAUAAAGAAAAUGCAUUUUCUACUUAAACCAUGUAACUUAUUUAAAACAUGUUUCUAUAGUCUAGAAUCUCAACAUGCUUGGAUAAAAUCUCAGUUAAAAUAUUUAUCUUCUAUAUAUUAGUAUUUUUCAAAGUAUAGCACUUGAACUCUCUGCGUCAUAUUUACCAGGUUGCCUACUUAGAACAGGAAUUUCAGAGACUCACUCUAGACAAGUUUAUUCACUCUCUGGAAGUAGCAGGACCUGGUAUUCUUGUCUUGAAUUUAAAUUGUUUCCUUCUGAAAUAAUUAAAAACAAGUAAUGUAUUUGUUUGUUUAAGUUAGUUACUUAAAACUAUGUAGUGAUUAUGAUAGUAAGCACAUUUAUACUUAGGUACACAGAUUAAGGACCACUGCUGGUUAUUAGUUUGUUUUGUGUAAUCUAUUCUAUCCUUUCACUUGUUUGUUAACUGGCACAUCAAAUUGCGUUCAGUUGAUUAACCUGGAAAUCUUGUGGUCUUUUUAUCACCCUACAUAUCCUAUUUGUGGAGUUCUGUCAAAUAUCUUUCAAGUCCUUACUCAUUUCUUUCCUUCUUGGUUCGACUGAAGACAAUCUGGUGCAGGUAUUCACACCGUCUAUUUUGAAUGAAUGUGAAAUUUUUUUUUUACAACAAUC